Alexandromys fortis (reed vole) is the source of this 705-nucleotide messenger RNA. RefSeq names its product 40S ribosomal protein S2-like. The record is from RefSeq and is a predicted model, not a curated record. Gene Ontology annotation, molecular function: structural constituent of ribosome; RNA binding. Bases 40 to 705 code for a protein of 221 amino acids. Gene Ontology annotation, cellular component: ribosome; cytosolic small ribosomal subunit. The transcript has a single exon. NCBI's taxonomy places the organism in Eukaryota, Metazoa, Chordata, Mammalia, Rodentia, Cricetidae. Gene Ontology annotation, biological process: translation.
UGGAUUCCUGUCACCAAGCUGGGCCGCCUGGUUAAGGACAUGAAGAUCAAGUCCCUAGAGGAGAUCUACCUGUUCUCCCUGGCCAUUAAGGAAUCUGAGAUUAUUGACUUUUUCCUGGGAGCUUCCCAAAAGGAUGAGGUUCUGAAGAUCAUGCCUGUGCAGAAGCAGACUAGGGCAGGCCAGCGGACCAGGUUCAAGGCUUUCAUCGCUAUUGGGGACUACAAUGGUCACGUAGGUCUCGGUGUCAAGUGCUCCAAGGAGGUAGCCACUGUCAUCCGAGGGGCCAUCAUCUUGGCCAAGCUUUCCAUUGUCCCUGUGCGGAGAGGUUACUGGGGGAACAAGAUUGGCAAGCCCCACACUGUUCCUUGCAAAGUGACAGGCCACCUUGGUUCUGUGCUGGUGCGUCUCAUCCCUGCCCCCGGAGGCACUGGCAUAGUCUCCACUCCUGUGCCCAAGAAGCUACUGAUGAUGGCUGGCAUUGAUGACUGCUACAUAUCAGCUAGGGGCUGCACUGCCACCCUGGGCAACUUUGCCAAGGCCACCUUUGAUGCCAUCUCCAAGACCUACAGCUACCUGACCCCCGACCUCUGGAAAGAGACUGUGUUCACAAAGUCUCCUUAUCAGGAAUUCAUUGACCAUCUUGUGAAAAACCACACUAGAGUCUCUGUUCAGAGGACCCAGGGUCCAGCUGUGGCAACCACAUAA